Molecule: messenger RNA, 2308 nt
Organism: Cheilinus undulatus (humphead wrasse)
Lineage: Eukaryota; Metazoa; Chordata; Actinopteri; Labriformes; Labridae
Gene: tmem53
Product: transmembrane protein 53
Exons: 3
Coding region: 177-1037 (286 amino acids)
Source: RefSeq, a predicted model, not a curated record
CUCCGGUAGAGAAGAGAAGAGCAGCGGUUAAGUGACAAUUCAUCGACCUGUCCAUAGAUUACUGCAGGUGUCACUUAAUUCAUCGCUUUGUUGCUCCUCUUUCAUUAUUUUUAAAACAGCCAAAUGAACAAAACACCGACUUUAAAUAACAACAGCUGAUACUCGAAAAAACAAAAAUGGCAGACGAGGGAAUAGACUACAAUAUCGUGUUUCCAGAUGCAGGGACGUCGGAGAAACACUGGCAGGGGACAAAGGAGCCAGUUGUGAUUCUGCUGGGCUGGGCUGGCUGCAAAGACAAACACCUCUCCAAAUACAGCUCCAUCUACAAUGAGCAGGGAUGUGUGACCAUUCGCUACACCGCUCCCUUGAAGACGGUCUUCAUCUCAGAGUCGUUUGGCUACAAGGAGCUGAGCAGUACGGCUCUGAAGCUGCUGGAGAUCCUGUAUGACUACGAGGUGGAGAACAGUCCUAUUUUCUUUCACAUAUUUAGUAACGGUGGCUUCAUGUUGUACCGUUACAUUGUCGAGUUAUUGCACAAUGACAAACAGUUCAGCUCACUGCGUGUGAUUGGGGCUGUGGUGGACAGUGCCCCUGGUAGUGGGAAUGUGCGUGGGGCCCUGCGUGCACUGAGGGCCACUCUGGGGCCCAAAAUAAGUCCCGUUUUAAGGUAUGUCCUCUUAGCUCUUUUUGCUGUGACUGUUUUCCUCUUGAGAAUCGUUCUGUACCCUUUGACCAAGUACGUCCACAAGAACCACUACGAUGCAGUCCAGGAGAGGCCGCCUGCCUGGCCUCAUUUCUUUCUGUAUUCCAGAGCCGACCAAGUGAUCAGACACAGAGACAUCGAGGUUUUUGUGGACACCCUGAAGCAGAAAGGCAUCCCUGUGGACAUUUUUGACUUUUUCUCCAGUCCCCACGUUGGCCAUUUCCGGGAUUUUCCUGAGCAGUAUUCCCUGAAGUGCCGUGAUUUUCUGGUAGCUUGUGUCAAGAACUUGGAUGGGACUGAGAUAAAAAGUAGACAGAGGAUUCAGACUCAAUGAAACUUGGAGAGGAAAUCAGUACAGUUUGUUGAUCCUCUAUAAAGCAGUCACAACCGUUGGAUUUUGAAAACCUGAGGAAAAUUUACCAGAUUUUUCUCAGUGGUCAGUUAGAAAAAUGAGGCAGAGAUUGAGUUGAGAUGGUUAAAAAUCUGUGUUUUUCUGUCCUGGUAUGAAUAUUUCACAGCAUUUACAGCCAUUUCCUCCACCUCAGGCUGAAGGAAGCUCAAAUGCUGUUAUAUUGUCCUGCAAUGUUACAGUUUAUAUUUGACUCGUUUUCCAUUGAUCAGAAACCAGGAAAGGGAGAAAACUGAGGAACACUGAGUCAUAUCUCAAAGUACAGUUACAUAUUUAGUUACCUAUUAGCCACCCUUAGACAAGAAACAUUAACAUUUAACCAAUUCCUAGCUGGCAUAACCUUUAGGGAAUAGCUGAAUGCAAACACCAACUGUUGUAUUAUUAUAGCCAGAAUAGGGCCUGAUGUUCCUCCAAAUUUCACUUUUCAUUGUGAUUUGCUGAUCAGCCAGGAGGUGGAGGUAUAAAUUGUUAGAUUUUCAUUUUUUUAUGUAAUGUGCAAACUUGAAACUCUGACAGUAUCCUCUAGAUUACAGCAUUGCAGCGCCCUCCAGGGUUUGUUGUGAGAAAAAUGGCUGCAAUGCUUAUGUAAUGAAUGGGAAGUUUCCUCAGAUGUGAAUGUGUACUGCAUUUUACUCCGGUCUGAAGAGCAGCUCUAUGAAACACACUUUUAAAGUGUGUCACAAAAGCCUGACCCUGCCUGUGUACAAAUAAUGAUACAACCUAUAACUAUACACUGGAGUAUAAAUCCUUUAGGAUUCAUUAAAUGGUAUUUAAUAUUGCUGUGAAAAUGUGAUGAAUUGUAGAUUAGUAGUAGUGAUUCUAAAUCUUGGGAUGGGUAUUGGAAUAAAAUAUAACCUCUAUCUUCUAUUUAUUGAAUUAGACGAUGUAUUAAUGGUUUUAAUCUCACAAUAUGUUAUUAAAGUUAGAUCACGAGGGGACUCAAAUGAAGGCAAUUGACUAAUUCCAUAAUAUGGUGUUCUUUUAAAACAAAAGGUCUAAAAAUAGUUGCCUUAUUCAGUAAACGCCUUUUUAUUUUUUCUUUUGGUCCAGAAAUUGUAGAAGAUUCAGCUGUUAUAUGUUAAACAUAACUGAUUUAGUUCAAGGAAGAAGGUUAUGACAAUGAAUGUAAAUGUAUAACACAGCUAUUGUGUUCUUUCUAACUGAUGUGCCUUCAAUAAACCAGAAUGCUCAUUGAA